AUGAAUGCACAAAGAAAUAAUGUUGAAGGAACAUCUGGACCUACUAGUAAAGGUCUAGAUCAAUUUCCUGAAUCUCCAAACUCAACAUUCUUUGUUCCAGAAGAUACAGCUGGUCCAGAUUUGGUUUUUAUGGUUCAAUUUAAAGUGAAUAUAAAACCAGAAAAGGCCAUCAGAACAACAGAUCCUAAUGCAUUUUAUGCAUAUCAAAAGAAAGAAAAUGAAUUAGGUGAUGAUGAACCAAAUUUCACAAAUGAGCCACUUGUAAAUUAUUGA
Entrophospora sp. SA101 is the source of this 273-nucleotide messenger RNA. The record is from the annotation of a GenBank genome assembly. NCBI's taxonomy places the organism in Eukaryota, Fungi, Glomeromycota, Glomeromycetes, Entrophosporales, Entrophosporaceae.